Hyaloscypha bicolor E is the source of this 1023-nucleotide messenger RNA. Its product is annotated as putative oxidoreductase CipA. The record is from RefSeq and is a predicted model, not a curated record. NCBI's taxonomy places the organism in Eukaryota, Fungi, Ascomycota, Leotiomycetes, Helotiales, Hyaloscyphaceae. The transcript is spliced from 3 exons. The coding region runs from base 1 to 1023 and encodes 340 amino acids.
AUGGUUCCAGAGUAUGCUAAAGACCAGCCUGCUGGCUUCAUCAACCGCAUUGAAAGGGUUGCCAUUGUCGGAGCUGGAGGUAAUGUCGGCAAGCGCUUUGCCGAAGCCCUCCUCAAAACCGGAAAACACACCGUGACAGCGAUAACUCGCGAAGAGAGCACAAGCAAAUUCGUUGACGGCAUCAAGGUCGCUCGAGUAAACUAUGGUGACGAAGCUUCCAUCGUGUCGGCCCUCCAGGGCCAGCAGUUCCUCGUCAUUACUCUCGCCGCUCAAGGACCAUCAGACACGCACAGUAAGCUGGUGGCCGCAGCAGCGAAAGCAGGAAUCCCUUACGUGAUGCCCAACAACUACGGCGCAGAUGUUGAGAACCGGAAGCUGUGUGAGGAGAAUCUGCAGGGCUUGAGUUGUAUCCAGCGGAAUGCUGAGAUUGAAGCGACGGGCGUUUCCUCUUGGGUUAGUAUGGUCUGUGGGUUCUGGUACGAAUGGAGUCUUGGGCUUGGAGAGCCGUGUUAUGGUAUUGACAUCAAAACUAAGAAAGCUACUUUCUUCGAUGAUGGGAACACGAGGAUUAAUACCACUACCUGGGAGCAAUGUGGAACGGCUCUUGCUGGGCUGUUGAGCUUGAAGGAGUUGCCUGAAGAUGAGAACGACAAGUCGGCAACUGUCUCGAGCUGGAAGAACAAGCCAUUUUACAUUUCGAGUUUCUUGGUUAGCCAGAGGGAGAUGUUAGAUAGUGUUCAUCGAAUCAUGGGGACAACUGACGCGGAUUGGGAGAUCACGUUCGAAAAAAGCGACGAGAGGUAUGCGAAGGGCCUGGCAGACUUGAAACAGGGUCAGAGAUUGGGGUUUGCGAGAGCGAUGUAUUCACGGAACUUUUAUCCGAACGGGGAUGGGGAUUAUGAGUCCAGGAGGGGGUUGGAUAAUGAAAAGAUCGGAUUGCAGAAGGGUGACUUGGAUGCAGCGACAAAGAAAACCAUCGAGUUGGUAGGAACCGGCUGGAAUCCUUUCGGUGGGGUAAAUUGA